GGGGCAGCCGGGCCAUGGCUGAGGCUGCAGCCCGCGAUCAAUCCACGACGGACAGCCCGCCGCACCGCCAACGCACCGCAGCAUCCCCAGCGACGACACCAUGGCCACCAUCGAAGCGAUCGUGUUCGACCCCAAGGCGAAGAAGCUGAGCUUCGGCAAGGUGGACAUGCCGUCGCCGCCCGACAAGAACGAGGUCAUCGUCAAGGUGGCCUUCGCCGGCAUCUGCGGCACCGACCUGCACAUCAUCGACGGCGAGUUCCCCUGCAAGGCCUCCCCCUUCAUCCUGGGGCACGAGUUCAGCGGCGUGGCCACCGACAUCGGCACCGGCGUCACCCACAUCACCCGCGGUGACCGCGUCGUCGUGGACCCCAACAAUGGCUGCAAUGUGUGCCAGCUGUGCUCCGGCGGCGACUACCACAUGUGCCAGACCGCCGCCAUCAACAACACCGUCGGCAUCUUCAAGGAUGGCGGCUGGGCGCAGUACUGCAAGGUCCCCGCCGACCAGGUGUACCGCCUGCCUUCCACCAUCAGCCUCCAGACGGGCGCACUGUGCGAGCCCAUCUCUUGCCUGUCCCACGGCUGGGACCGCCUCAUCCCCGUGCCCAUGGGCAGCCGCGUCCUGGUGACCGGUGCCGGCGUCAUCGGCGCGCUGUGGGUGUCCGCCCUGCACCACAUGGGCCACCGCAACAUCAUCGUGUCCGAGCCCAACGAGACCCGCCGCGGCAUCAUCAAGAAACUGGACCUCGGCGUGCAGGUGGUGCACCCCGACGAGCUGAUGGCCGCCCGGUCCAGGGACUUCUCCUGGGGCGUGGACGUGUGCAUCGACUGCAGCGGCGCCGCCCCCGCCCUGGAGGCCGCCGUCACCCUGCUCAGGCCCGGCGGCAAGCUACUCGUGUUCGGCGUGGCCGCGCCCCAGGCCCGUAUGAGCAUCUCCCCCUACGAGAUCUACAAGAAGGAGCUCACCAUCCUGGGCGUCAUGAUCAACCCGUUCAGCUUCGUCAAGUCCAUCGGCUUCCUGGAGGCCAUGGGCGAGAAAUACCUGGACUACGAGAAGUUGGGCGUCCGCGUGUUCUCUCUGUCCCAAUACGCCGAGGCCAUGCAGGAGCUGCGCAAGGGCGCCAUCAGCAAGGCCGUCUUCCAGCUGUGAUAACCAACAACGCUCUCCCCUCUCUCUUUCUCAUCCUCUUCGCAUACGCUUACCCCCGCCACCCUUUUGUAAAGACAAGACAAAAGAGAAUAAAAACACAACCCCCUCCCCCACAAA
Thrips palmi is the source of this 1264-nucleotide messenger RNA. RefSeq names its product D-altritol 5-dehydrogenase-like. The record is from RefSeq and is a predicted model, not a curated record. Bases 101 to 1147 code for a protein of 348 amino acids. The transcript has 6 exons. NCBI's taxonomy places the organism in Eukaryota, Metazoa, Arthropoda, Insecta, Thysanoptera, Thripidae. Gene Ontology annotation, molecular function: zinc ion binding; oxidoreductase activity.